Molecule: messenger RNA, 1532 nt
Organism: Brassicogethes aeneus
Lineage: Eukaryota; Metazoa; Arthropoda; Insecta; Coleoptera; Nitidulidae
Source: the annotation of a GenBank genome assembly
UGGUAAUAAAAAACCGUUGACAUUCGAAUUUAAAAGGCCGUCUUCUAAAUGUCAAAUCAGGUAAAAAGUGCGAGACCAAAGAACAAGUGGUUAAAGUAAUAAAAUACUGCUUGUGUUAAAAUGUCUGAAUCUGUAAAAGCACAGAAACAACAUGAUGUUAACAAAGAAAAUCCAACAACUUUCUCCAAAACAGCAAAACCGUCUUCUGCAAAACUUGCAUUAACAGAUAAUCAGGAAGUAAAUGUUCCAGAAACAAACAAACAAAGCGAAAAAGAAGCAGGAGGUUCAAAGCAACCCAAAAAUACAUGGACGCUGGAUGAUUUCGACAUCGGAAAACCAUUGGGAAAAGGAAAAUUCGGCAAUGUAUAUUUGGCACGUGAAAAAAGGUCAAAAUUUUUAGUUGCCCUUAAAGUUUUGUAUAAAAGCCAAAUUAAGGACUACAAUAAUCAACAUCAGGUCAGAAGAGAAAUUGAAAUACAGAGCCACCUUCGACACCCAAACAUUUUAAAGUUGUAUGCCUAUUUUCAUGAUGAUUCAAGGGUUUAUAUUGUAUUGGAGUAUGCACCCAAUGGUGCAGUCUACAAAUUUCUUAUAAAACAACCCCACAAAAGAUUCCCUGAAGAUGUCUCAGCAAAAUACAUAGCACAAAUAGCUGAUGCUCUAAAAUACUGCCAUUCCAAAAAAGUAAUUCACAGAGACAUUAAACCAGAAAAUCUUUUGCUAGGACCUAAAGGUGAAAUCAAAAUCGCAGAUUUUGGUUGGUCUGUACAUGCCCCUUCCUCAAGAAGAACAACUUUAUGUGGUACUUUAGAUUAUUUGCCACCUGAAAUGGUGACAGGCAAAACACAUAACUAUAAGGUGGACUUAUGGAGCAUAGGAGUUUUGUGUUAUGAAUUUUUAACUGGAAAGCCCCCAUUUGAAGACAAAGAAUACAAUGAAACAUACAACAAAAUUAGUAAGGCUAUAUAUUAUUUUCCAGAGUAUGUUUCAAUGGAAGCCAGAGACUUAAUUCAAAGAUUAUUAGUAGUUAACCCAAAUAAUCGGCUGGAACUGAGUGAAGUCCUAAAGCAUCCAUGGAUCUUAAAAUACAAUGGUGCACCUACAGACAACAAAGAAAUGUGAUUUGCUGUGUUAUUUUUUUUAUAAAUAUGUAAUUUUAUGCAAAAGUAGCUAUUAUUUUAUUCUAUUUUUUAAUUUUCUCUAGACGAAUCUUAUAGUUAUGAGAUUAUGUUUCCCAAAAUCAUAGCUUUGAAACAGGUUUUCAUUGCAUUUUAUGAGAAUAAUUUUAUUAUGGCGAUUAUUUUAAGGUAAUUUUUUAAACCUUUUUUGAGGUGCUACUUUUGUUAAGUCAAGCAAUUGUUCAUUAGGUAUAUUGUAAGGUAAAUUAAAUUAAAGACUGCUUAUUUUUAAAUACAUCUAUUAUUUAUCUAAUCCUUUUAAUUUUUUUAUUUAAUAAGCAGUUUUGUUAUAAACAAUAAUUGUUAAUAUUUUAUUAAGCUUGGAUUUUUUAAAUAAAAAUAAUUUAUUUUGUA